This is a messenger RNA of Sorex fumeus (smoky shrew), 936 nucleotides long. RefSeq names its product placenta enriched 1 (gene PLAC1). The transcript is spliced from 3 exons. The record is from RefSeq and is a predicted model, not a curated record. Bases 1 to 936 code for a protein of 311 amino acids. NCBI's taxonomy places the organism in Eukaryota, Metazoa, Chordata, Mammalia, Eulipotyphla, Soricidae.
AUGAAACUCUUCAAGUGCCUCACGGGGAUGGUCAUCCUCAUGUCUGUGUUUUCCGUCUACUCAGGCCAUAGAGCAAUGACCGUUGUCUGCUCCAUCGACUGGUUGAUGGUCACAGUCCACCCAUUCUUGCUGAACAGCGAUGUGUAUGUGUACUUCCACGAGUUAUAUUUGGGCCGUGGUUGCCCUGUCAACCACAUUGAGCCACAUAUCUAUGAGUUCACCUACCGUGUUACUGAAUGUGGCAUCAGAGCCAAGGCCAUUUCUCAGAGCACAGUUCUCUACAACACCGAGUUGUACUAUAUUUCAAAAGCUACAUCAUCUAAACACAUUAUCCCACUGGCAUGUGCUGCCUCCCGAAAGUUCUCAUGGUUCACUCCACCCUUCCCUGCAGAUCUACCCAGGGAGAGAGGGAUCACAGUCCAGAAUGACGAAACAGCAUAUGCUGUGUUCUCAUUGGCCCAGUUCACUCACAGGCCCCAAUGCGAUUGUCCACCUUUUGUUCAUAAUGAACAAGGGCAGACCUCUCAACAAGCAGAGGCUGCAGGGCCAGACCCUACACUGGUGCCUUCCCUUAUGAAUGUACCUGAUCAUUGGGCCGCUCCCAGCCGCUCUCCGCUGGUUGCAUCGCUCGCCUCCUCGGUGCGCUCAGCUCCAGCCCUGCUCCGCCUCCGCCACGCUGCUCUCCGGGCUUCACCCGCCGCCGCCGCCGCCGCCGCCGCCGACACCGCCGCCGACGCUGACGCCGCCGCCGCCCGCCAGCCAGACUCUCGGUCCCGGUUGCUCGGCGCCCGCCUCGGGGCGCCCUGCAACCUCGACCCUCUCAGCCGCCGCCGAGCCGCUCCGCAGGAAAAUCCCAGAAACCUUUGCAAAGAACUGACAAUGAAAUUUAAGAAGUUCUUCGAUUUCGGCGCCAUUUUCGAGUGGAGCGAGAGGUAA